Molecule: messenger RNA, 279 nt
Organism: Penicillium diatomitis
Lineage: Eukaryota; Fungi; Ascomycota; Eurotiomycetes; Eurotiales; Aspergillaceae
Exons: 2
Coding region: 1-279 (92 amino acids)
Source: RefSeq, a predicted model, not a curated record
AUGGAUGAACCUGGAAGCGAGCGCCAAGGUCAGGUGGAGGUGUACAUCACCGUCAUCGCGCUAUCACCUGCAUGGGGCGGAGAUUGGAGACCAUCACAGGUCCCAGCGAUAAAUGGCGCCAAAGACAAUGCCCAGAUUUAUGAUAUAAAAGCCGAGAUCCGUGCUUCCCACCGCAGCGUUUCCCAUCGCACCCGUGUUCCAACCCAUGUCGGGAACCUUUGUGACGAAGAAAGAGUCGGCGGACGGCCCAGUCAAUUGUCGGUGGACGAAUUGGAUUAG